UUUACUUACAGUGGCAGCACUGUAAGUAACCACAACAUUGAACAGAUGUUCAUUUUGGCAUAUUGAAAAAAUCACGUACGGAUUUUAUUUAUUGGUGCAAAACUUUUCUUUUACCGAGAGAAAUUGUUCCAAACGAAAAUUGGUGAGGAUGUCCUCGCUAUUUGUAAAAAUACUGCGGCAGGCGUUCAAAACAUUCGAUCAAUCGAAUAAAGCCACCUUCAAUACGAAUUUCGCGCUGCUGAAGCAAUUAACGGAACAAUUGACAAUUCGCGACAUACAAAUUCAGCCGCAACAAUUCGAGGCGAUAUUCAGGAAACCCGGACGUGCACCAUGUACAUAUGUGCAUAUUUUCGAAAACGACAUAGUGUCCAUGAGUGUAUUUGUGAUGCGUGAAGGUUAUACAAUGCCAUUACAUGAUCACCCCUGCAUGCAUGGACUAUUACGCGGUCUUUUCGGAAAGUUGAAAGUGCAAUGUUAUACAAAACAACCGUUAAAAUCAAGCGAACCGCUGUAUGACCCCAACUCGCUGGAGGUUUAUGGGUACGCAAAUGAACCGAAAUUCGUUGAUCCAAAUUCGGAAUGCGCAACGUUAACACCCACCGAACGCAAUUAUCAUGAAAUUACAGCAGUUGGCGGCAUGGCAGCAUUCUUCGAUAUACUUGGUCCGCCAUAUGAAGCGGCUAUACCCAUAUAUGGUAGACGACGUUGUGGCUUUUAUCGUGUUACUGGUGCAAAGGCACUGACUAAUGUAGCCUCCAACGCCGGCAUAUUUGAAAAACAACAAUUACCAUUAAUGUGUUUGCAGCGCAUACCAGCACCGAGAAGCUACUAUUGUGAUACUGUUGAGACACCUGAAGAGGUGCUUAAUUGCACUUAUCUCUUCUCCGAUGAGGAGUACAGUUUAACGUAGUUAUAUUUAUAAACGGGAAUGAUAAUGCCAAAUUUUAAUUUAACUUAGGUAUAUGUAUGUAUGUUAAGUAAUCGAUGUAAUCCCUUUCGACUUAAAAAAAGCGAUAUUUUCAUACUGUGCUAGAUAUUUUUUGCUUUAAUAGUAUGUAGAGUCCAGACUGUUUAAACAAACAUCACACGUACAGUUGAUGUUUUCAUUGUUGAUGUUAAGCAUUAAAAUAAGUAUGAUUUAAAAUAAACUGACUUGAUUUAAAAACGAAAAA
Molecule: messenger RNA, 1172 nt
Organism: Zeugodacus cucurbitae (melon fly)
Lineage: Eukaryota; Metazoa; Arthropoda; Insecta; Diptera; Tephritidae
Product: 2-aminoethanethiol dioxygenase
Exons: 1
Coding region: 149-910 (253 amino acids)
Cellular component (GO): mitochondrion
Molecular function (GO): oxidoreductase activity, acting on single donors with incorporation of molecular oxygen, incorporation of two atoms of oxygen
Source: RefSeq, a predicted model, not a curated record